AUGACAAUGACAGCUAUCGCAGUACGGAAAGUUGUCAUGGACCCAAUCCUGCCAUCACCACCAACACCAGCCACCUCCACUGAAUCCCCAAAAAUAGCAAUUCUCUCGGUCAGGAGUGAAGAGGUGAGAGAUGAGGAGCCUGCAGCAGAUCUGGAAUUGGAGGAGGUAAACUCCGGAACAACUCCAAUUGAUGGCUGGAAAUUCAAGAAGAAGAGACAAAGGCGGGAGCUGCUGAAGGAUGUAAAGCCAGAGCAAAAUUACAGGGAUCCUUCUACACCCGCAUCGAACUCGCCGCCUCUCAUGAUUGCAGAGGCGAUCAGCAGUUCCGAGAUCCGCUCGAUGUGGUCUGAGCUUAGCGCCGACAACAAUCGACGAAGAGAAGCAGCAGGGGAGCAAGCUCGCCGGGUCUUCGUCAGCCACGCGAAUUGCCUCAACGAUGCAGCGAGCAACUCCCUUCGAGGCGAUGUGGAGCGAGAAGCUGGGGCCAAAGUCGAGCGUCGCGAGAUCAUCCUCCGGAUGAGUUGCUGGGCGCCGCAGGAGCAGACGACGAUGAUGGAUCGCCGGGGUAACUCGCCGAUAGCUCCAGUCGCGGUGACGAGGCCCAAGCAGGCGGAAUCCGGGACCAGAGCGGCGGGGAUGAUCAUACGGCUGCUGGCGGCAUCGGAUGUCGCGUCGAACGGCGGGGAGAGGCAACCUCGAAGGCCAGAAUCC
This is a messenger RNA of Linum tenue, 711 nucleotides long. Lineage: Eukaryota; Viridiplantae; Streptophyta; Magnoliopsida; Malpighiales; Linaceae. The record is from the annotation of a GenBank genome assembly.